AUGCGAUAUCUGAUAGUAGGCCCUUUCGCAUGGUUUUUGGUGCUAGCUUGCUUCCUAUUGUUCAUGUUCUAUCUCAUGAUACGAUGCAGCAGCUACUUGCCUAAACACUCUUUCUGGAACUCCACUUGGCGCAACGAACUCGACUUUGCCGGUCGCGUCUGUCAUUCCCUCACUACACUCUGCAUCCUUGUGGUGCUGGGAAUUUGCGUUGUCUGUCGACACAGUGCCAGGUGGCGCUUCGGCCCUAAUCCUGGUAGCAUUCUCACGGCGGUGCUUCCUCUUGUUGCUUGGGCUUGCAUGCUUGGUGGAUUGGCCGUGGUUGAGGGAUACGGCGUUUGGGGUCAGGAGCAAGAGCGAGCGACCUGGUUCGCUCUUGGUAAUACCCUUGGUCUGAUGUUGCUAGCGGCUUGCGUAGUAGUGGAGGAAAUUCCGGCGCUGAGGGUAAAUGUAAUAGGACUGUGGGAGCUGGUAGCGCGGAGGUGUGGGAAUUGGUGGUGGAGAGUCAAACAAGUCGUAAAACCUCCUGCGACGAAUACGUAG
Molecule: messenger RNA, 540 nt
Organism: Lindgomyces ingoldianus
Lineage: Eukaryota; Fungi; Ascomycota; Dothideomycetes; Pleosporales; Lindgomycetaceae
Exons: 2
Coding region: 1-540 (179 amino acids)
Source: RefSeq, a predicted model, not a curated record